UACCCGCCUUCAGCGCGCUCUGUUCAGUGGCAACCGUCCAUUUCCUUUCUGCUGUAUUGCGGGCAGGCUAGUCGUUCCAGCUCACACAAACAUGGCCGACCAACUAACAGAAGAGCAGAUUGCUGAGUUCAAGGAGGCCUUCUCCCUGUUCGAUAAAGAUGGAGAUGGUACCAUUACCACCAAGGAGCUGGGCACAGUCAUGAGGUCGCUGGGUCAGAACCCAACUGAAGCUGAACUCCAGGACAUGAUAAAUGAGGUGGAUGCUGAUGGCAACGGGACCAUUGACUUCCCUGAGUUCCUGACAAUGAUGGCGAGGAAGAUGAAGGACACGGACAGCGAGGAGGAGAUCAGGGAGGCAUUCAGAGUCUUUGAUAAGGACGGUAACGGAUACAUCAGCGCGGCUGAGCUGCGUCACGUAAUGACAAACCUGGGGGAGAAACUGACAGAUGAAGAAGUAGACGAAAUGAUCAGAGAAGCUGACAUAGACGGAGAUGGACAAGUUAACUAUGAAGAGUUUGUUCAGAUGAUGACCGCCAAAUGAACUGAGCUCACACUGAAUCAGUCAAAUGUUUCACUUACCUCUUAUUGCAAAAAUCUACAUUUAUUCAUGCUGUUCUGUAUAGACAAUUUAAACUGAAUGUUGGAAAACUGAAAAUUUGUCCAUAUUAACAAGCUCAAAAAAGGUAAAAGACAAAAAGAAGAGAGGAAAAAAAAAGAAUUAAUCUGCAUGUUCUGGCUUGUAUCCCCUCUCCUCCCCCAUCGGUGCAGAGCUGCCCAAUCAGAUCUCAACUUGUUAGACGAGCAGCGUCUGCGCAGACGGCUGAUUUGGCCACUGCUCCUCUGGUUCCACCUGCCUGAAGUCAUGAUGUGAAUAUUUGGGCCGGUCAACAGCCUUUGAGUUUGUGUUCCGUUUAUUCCCCCCCCCCCCCACUUCCUUAUGCAUGCAACGUUAACGAGUUUUUGUUAAGAUCCCGGUGACGAAAGGCUUUCUCUUUUUUUUUUUUUCUUUUUUUUUUUUGACCGUUUUGAAGAGGGUGGCCCAGUGCGACGGCGGGAGGGAGCAAACCAGUGGGAUGUUCGCUCACCAAAACAAAGUCGGCGAUGACUGAUAUUUUUAUUAAAAACGGAAUAAAGAGCUGA
Molecule: messenger RNA, 1140 nt
Organism: Nematolebias whitei (Rio pearlfish)
Lineage: Eukaryota; Metazoa; Chordata; Actinopteri; Cyprinodontiformes; Rivulidae
Product: calmodulin-1
Exons: 6
Coding region: 92-541 (149 amino acids)
Molecular function (GO): calcium ion binding
Source: RefSeq, a predicted model, not a curated record